AUGCAUCGAACAAGCUGGGUUGUCGUUGCUCUCCUGAACGUUGCCUGGGUUUUCUUCUUUUUGCAACCAGAUCCUUUUGAAGGUAAGACUUUCAUGCAACUGGGAUUUUUUUUCUGGGCUAGAAAUUUAUAAAAACAUUCAAUGACAGUGUUGCUGUUUGUCUGAGUCACUUUCCCACCAUCAAAUAACAACUGAGUUAAAAAUCUUCACUAUCACAUCCUCCUGUGCACUCUGUUAGUUUUGUCCUAAAUGUGCUUUUAAAGUGUUUCUACACAAAAGAAGCUCCAGUGAAGAGGUGAUCUUUGGAGAGUUUUGUAUUCAGCCACAGUUUGAUGAGAGUUGGACUUCAGCUCCACAUGCAGUCAUUGUUACUGCCAGAAAAACCAACAUGACCAACACGACAGCUGAAGGUAAGUCAGUUCUGUCAGUUCAGGCUUUUCUGCAUGUAUGUUAUAUUAUUUUUUAUUACAGAGUUUUUUCACCUUUCUAAUGAAAAAUUCUGUGUUAAUAUUUAAACAAUGCAUUCUUUGCUUAGCUAUAAGGAUCAUACAUGGUCAUUUCUCUAUAAAGUCUUGCUUGAAUGUGUCUAUUGAAGGAGAUUUGACACUGCUGUGCAGUAGGUUGACAGUCAUCUAAUUUCUGAUAUUUUCAUAAUUUUAUUGCUGUAGAAAUUAUCUGCAAUUUGUGAACACAUUUGCAAACUGUGUGUGCAGAUUUUAGAAUAACACACACAAUUUAUUAUCUGAGUUGGAACAAAUUUGCAGUUCCGGCACGUUGACUUGGAGACCAUUUGUGUGGAGUUAAUAUGUAAUCCAUGUGCACAGAUGCAUCCACACAGAUGUGAAGUUAGUAAUCACAGAAUUAAAUUUGUGUUUACUUGGACUCUUUUACUGUACAGUGUGGAUAUUAGCAGAGUCGGCAGGACAAAUAAAAAAAACGUGUCGUCUGCAAAGGAAGGAGAAUAAAGAUAGUUACAGGAGAGACAAUGUUGAUGAUAUAAUUCGGAAAAAAACAAAACAAAACUUGGCUUAGGAGUGAUCUUUGUGGAACACCUUUCAUUUAUAAUAAUUAAUAAUCAAUUUCACACAUGAAAACCUGCCAGAAAAAACAAGCUAUGUUUGUCAACAGGGAAUUUGUAAAGUUUGAUCAAACAUUUUAUGUUUAUUAUUACUGACUAGGUGCUUGAUGGGGAACUUGAUUUAUAUUUUUAUAGUGUUGGGCAAACAAUCGAAUCACUGCAUUUUUUUUUAAACUUGAGAAAGACUUUAUUUAAAAAUAUCUGAAAGAAACUGAUUUGUUCAUAGUCCCUUAAUAUUCCUGCUUUUGAUUAAUUUCCAUCCACUCUUUUUCAGGGAGGAACUCUACAUUGUCUGAUGUUGGUUUAUCAUUGAUCAUUAAUACGACUGCACAGGACUGCCAGUGCAACCAGACAACAGUGCAUCUCAAAGAUUUACAGUUGUUGGAUAUAGCUUUAAGACCUCUUGCACCAGGAUGUGAACCAAACAUUAUGUAAGUCAGUUUAUAGGUUUUCUUUGUUUGUUUAAACCAGUUUUAUUUGUAUGUAUUUGUUUCAAGGUCCCAUAUUAUGCAAAAUUCACUGAAAAGUAGGAUAAUAUGGGACCUUUGAAGCAGUGAUGUGAUAGUGUUAAAAGCAGCUAAAGUGAAGAAGAUACUUGUGACAGGAGACAUUCAUCUAUUUUUGUUCAUGUUUUCUUCUAUUUGCGUUGUACUAGCAUGACAUUUUCCAACAUGGAGGUGUGUGUUGAUGGGAAUACUUCCUUUGUUGAACUUGGUCUACUUACAGUGUAAGUCCUGGAUCUACACUAAUAUUCAUUAUUAAAUCUGGUCCGUAUGUGAGCUGUUCAGUUGUAUGUUGGUCAGGUUGGGGCCUCUCUGAGGUGGCAGAUUUGGUUGGAAGAGCCGACUUUGACUGACUGAUAAUACCUGCAGCUUGACUGGUUUUCUCAAAGGCAUGUAUAAGGAUCUGAAGAAGUCCAGAAUCACAUUGUUUAUUGUUUUACAACAUCAGGGACAUGAAUGAGACCACUCCAGUCAGUCCUGAUGUGGCUGAAACAAAAGUUACCCCAGACCCCGGGUUGACUGAGACCAGACCUUCAGCUGCUCCUGUUUUCACAAGCACCCAUCAUUCAAAAGGCCCAGAUGGAGCGACAGGGGCAGCUGAACAUGGUGAGUAGAUGUCUUCUUUAAAGCUUUCUGUUUUCACCUCUAAAAAUGAUUCCACUCUUCGUCAAGUUGCAAUCCUUCAUUUUUUGAAUACUGAUUAUUAAACCAACUCUAGGAGAAACUUGUCUUGUAUUCCUGUUGUUACUUUCCCACAUGGUCAUAGUCCAGUAACUAUUCCUCAACUUGUGUCCAUCAACUUUUUUCACAGCUAUCACAGGGAGAAACUUUUCAUCCUCUGAAGUGGAGACCAUUGAGAAGACCAAAACUGUGAAGGAUUGUCUGUGCAAUGACGGGAAAGGGCUGCGAAAAGAUGAGCAGUUGUUGGACAUAGCUCUCAGACCUCCUGCAGCAGAAUGUGACCCAAAGAUCAUGUAAGUCACUUUAUUUCAUAUCUGAUACAUUUUUAUAUGUUUCCUUUAUCAGCAAGAGUAUUUUGAAAAGCAAUGAUAUGAUAACACUGAAAAUAAGUCGCAUUAAUGGACUUUACUCUCAUGUUUUUCUUUAUCUGUAUUAUUGGGCCAGCAUGACGUUUCCCACCGUGGAGGCAUGUGUUGAUGUGGAGGAUUUCUUAGCUGCCGUUAGUCCUCCUCCUGCGUAAGUUCUGGGGUCGGGUUAGUAAAAUCAGUCACCCCUGAUUCUGCAAAAGUCAGCCUUUAUAUGAUCAGAUCAGAUUCUCCUUCAAGAUUUCAGAAAUUUUUCCAUGAAUCAAGAAAAGUUUAGAAUGAACUGCAACUUAACUGGCUGAAAAGUUUUUUCUUUCUUUUCUUUUUUCUUAAAGCUCUGUCAAACAGGACGACCAAGUCAGAAGAGUCAAGUCAGCACCGAGAAGAGUACAUGGUGAGUGGGUGUCCUCGUCAUAGCUUUUCUACCUUCACCUCUGAAAGCUUUUUAAAUGUACUUUUGAUUAAAAUUCUUCCUUUUUUUUGGUUGUGUUUCCACUUAAGUGUGUCUCAGCCAUGGCCAUUUAGAUAUGAAAGUGUUGUGGAAGCCAAAGAAGUUUGGUUUCUGUUCUUUUCUUAUUGAAGAAGCUGAACUUUGUUAAAACAGGUGAUAGUUUUUUGAGCUGAUAUUGCUCAAUUUCUCAUCUCAGCACAUAGUUGGUGGAAAACUCUUUAAGCCUGUUUUAGAAAUUACUUUAAGCUUACAUAAAGUUAUUUUUAUAUUUAGUAAAUCAUCAUUUUAUUAACAAUAUCACAGAAUGACAUUUACAUGUUAUGCAAAGGACCAAGUCUUAACCAAAGUAUGUCUCUCUUUCACUCCAGAUGCUUUUUUUUUACCCUUUUGGUGAUGGAUUAGCAACAGAUUGCUGCACAAGGUUUAUAGCACGCCCGAUACCGUUAAGGAUGAUAAGGGGAUACAGCAAACAACGCUCUGGACUGUGCCCCAUUGAUGCCAUCAUGCAAGUACAAGUUGUAGUUUAUUAGACAGGCCAUAUGCAACAGCAUAAUCUUCAGAUGUUUUUACAUGACAUAGCAUCUUGUGACACAAUUUUUAAUGAAGUUUAAGUUCACACAACUUCAGUCAUAAGAUUCUCUUAUUUUCCCAACAGAUUUUUUAUUCGCCGUGGGAGAAUGUUCUGUGCUAAUCCAAAGAAUAAAUGGGUGAAAAUAGCUGUGAAGAAACUUGAUGAAAGAGCUCGUAAAGAACACACAAGAAGCACCCACCUGACAUUAGAUGUAGUCUAAGCAGCCAUUUACACCUUUAUGCUUUAAAAUUAAGAUUUAAAGUUGAUGUUUUAAAAUCUGUCUGAAAUAUAUAAUCAUGCUUUCUUCAAAUUGAUGAAACUCUGGUUUAAUCUAUAUAAACUAAUAUCAUGAACUGUCAAGAGUUAAUGUGGUUUAAAGAUUCAUGAAAACAGAGAGGUUGUCUCUGAAGCUACUGAGCUAUCUAACUCUGUGAAAUGUCUCACAGUGUUUCUCUGUCAAAUGUUGAAAAAAAAGAGAGUGAGUGUAUAACUUUUUUUGUGGGAGAGAAAGUCACACUUUCUGCAGCUCAAAGGAAAUGACACAUUUCUUAUCACAGAAAAAACAUCUGCAAACACAGAGCAAACUAACUAGUUUGGGUUUCAUCAGAGAGGAGAUGUAUUCUGCAACUCGCUCAUCAGCAGACAGCAGACAGAAACAUGCACUGGACAGCAAAGAUUGCCACAGCGCUCCUGAACAUUGUCUGGGUUUUACUCUUUUUGCAACCAGGUGACUUUUGCAGAUUAUGCAGAUUAAGAGAAGUCCCGCCUCUUGGCCAAUCAAAGUUGCAAUGGCACCUGGGAUGGCCAAUCAGAUUUCCAGCCACACCACUGAGAGUAACACAUCUCUUUCUCAGCUCCUUUUUAUUUCAGUGUGUUUCUUUGAUAAUAAACAAUGAUCGUCUGACUGUGACACUCAUAUGAGCAGGUCUGGUUGAAAUGGAUCAGUUUUUUAAGAGGUGCACCAGUAUUUCUUCAUUUAAAGCAUUUUUAUCUCUUGAUGAACAUUUUUGUGGUUUUAAGAUACGAGACUGAGCAAUCGUAUGUCCGUGCGAUGAAUCCUCUCUGUGACCAGCUUUGAGGUUGUGCUGCACACACAGAGAAACUUGUUUGCAUAUUAAAGGUUACAGACAUUAAUGUGCAGCUCUUCAGAGUAAUUCAGUCAUGGCUUCCAUGGAUGAGGAAACAUUAUUUUGACUGAUAUAUAUUCCUUCUUUGCUUGUUUUCAGUAGAUUUUUAAAGUUCAGAGCUCUUUCUAUCCUGUUACAUGAUCUGCUUUAUCUUAACACAAUAAAACCCCUUUUUUGUAUGAAUAAGCCUCAAAAGUUGUAGAAGUUAAGUUUAUUGUUGCCUAAUAAGUGAGCUAAGAGGAAAAAAUAUGAAAAUUAAAGGUCAUCUGUUUCUUUAUGAAAACCUUUAACAUGGAAGUUUAACUUCAGCCCAACUACAGCUUUACUGACAAAAUGAAACAGUUUUUGUCUUAUUUCUAUUGUUUGAUAUUAUUUUAAUCAAUAAAAAGAACUAAUUUCAUCUUGUUUUCAAGGAUUAAUGUCCCUCCAUCCAUCUUCCAUCGCUGUUCCGGGAUCGGGUUGCGGGGGCAGCAGCCUAUUAUGGGAAGGAAAAUGUGUCAUUUAAUGUUCAUUUAUGUCUUCAUUUGCCUGACUGUGAGAAACUGGGGACCUUUGUGGGCACAUUCAGAAUCUAUUUUUGAGUCUUUUAAUGGGGAGAUACUGAAGAUGUUUCAUGGCACCUAGUGUGUUCCCAUACAAAUAAUGAAACAGUUUACAUAUAGACAAGUGUGGCCUCUUUUGAAAAACGGUGCACUGAGAAAUGCUGUGCCUAGACGUAGACAGAUGUAUAACAACUUGACUGGUGAAAAAAGCUGACACAGUUUGAAAGAGUAGCAGAUCAAGUUGUGACUCUUGGUUUACACUAUGUACGAAAACUUACUGGUGAAGAGAUACUGGCGAUGGCAGAGAAACUUUCAGUCACCUCUGAUAUGGUUGUGAAAAUAUUCAGUAGAACUUUCGUCAAAGGAGAACUGUAUUACUCAGAGCAGUUCACUAUAGUAAUGAAAAGGAACAGCCUCACUGUUUUGUUGGAUAAUGGACACGUAAUCACUGUGUAUUAUUACAUUGUGGUAGAGAGACUUGAUGACAGAAAAUGUUUUGCUGUUGGAAGACAGUAUAAUAAGAGAGAGAGCAGCCACCCUGCGGAGAAAACUUCUAUCGGCCGCUUGUACUCCUGAUCUUAUUCUUUCCGUCACAGAGAGCUUUGUCUUUCGGCUCAUCUCCCUCUUUACCAUGAUAGAUCUGUGCAGCAUCCACAUCACUGCUAACGCGGCACCAAUCCGUCUGUCAAUUUCCCGCUCCAUUCUCCCCUCACAUGUGAACAAGACCCAGAGAUACUUGAACUCCUCCACUUGGGGCAGGAUCUCAUCUCUGACCCAACUAUUUUAUCUUAUUUUAAGGGUUUUAUAUCACCUGUUACCAAACAAAAUGACCCUGUGUUAUUUUAUCGUAAUGGAUUGAUAUUACCUUUACAAAUAAAAUAAUCCUAUUUCAUCUUAAAGAUAAAACAUUUGGGUCUCAUUAUAAUGGAUUCAAAUCACCUUUACCAAUAAACUAAAAUAUUUUGUUGUAUAAUUUUUUUUAUUGUUUCGAUGCUUUUAUAUCCAUUUCACCAACAAAAUAAAUCAAUUUUAUUAUAUUUUAAUAAUUUAAUACCCCUUUACCAAUAAACAACUUGUUACCCUCUUUUAAUUGUUUAAUAUCCCCUUUACUGAUAAAAAUUAGGUUUUGAAUUAAAACUAAGAAUAAAUAUAUCAACGUAUUUAAAUCAGCUACACUGCUCUGUUUUUUUAUUUUUAUUUUACAGCUUCAGCAUCAUUUCACAAAUUGAAAUGUUUGUUUCACAUGAAAGUCAAACCUCUUCAGCUGGGAGGCAGAGUACAUGAUAUGUUCGUGGGAGAGUAAAUCACACCUUCUGCUGUUGGUUUUGAGGUUUCAUGUUAAAUUUCCUAACUCAGAAUUGUGAAGAAACACAUGCAAACACACGGAAAGCAGAUCUUUUUUUAGAUGCUCAUGGACAGAUAAUAUAUUCUGCCACACAUGUAUUUCACUCAGAUAGAUUUUCAGUGGGUGUUUAGGUGCAUCAGGUGUCUGCAUCAUGCAUCAAACAAGCUGGGUUGCCGUUGCUCUCCUGAACCUUGCCUGGGUUUUCUUCUUUUUGCAACCAGAUCCUUUUGAAGGUAAGACUUUCAUGCAACUGGGAUUUUUUUAGCUACAAAUUUAUAAAAACAUUCAAUGACAGUGUUGCUGUUUGUCUGAGUCACUUUCCCACCAUCAAAUAACAACUGAGUUAAAAAUCUUCACUAUCACAUCAUACUGUGCACUCUGUUAGUUUUGUCCUAAAUGUGCUUUUAAAGUGUUUCUACACAAAAGAAGCUCCAGUGAAGAGGUGAUCUUUGGAGAGUUUUGUAUUCAGCCACAGUUUGAUGAGAGUCGGACUUCAGCUCCACAUGCAGUCACUGUUACUGCCAGAAAAACCAACAUGACCAACACGACAGCUGAAGGUAAGUCAGUUCUGUCAGUUCAGGCUUUUCUGCUUGUAUGUUACAUUAUUAUUAUUUUUUUUAAUUUAAUUUAAUUUAAUUUAAUUAAUAUAUUAAUUUUUAAAACUUUUCUACAGAAAAAUUCUCUGGCGAUUUUUAAACAAUGCGUUCUUUGCUUAGCUAUAAGCAUCAUACAUGGUCAUUUCUCUAUAAAGUCAUGCUUGAAUGUGUCUAUUGAAGGAGAUUUGACACUGCUGUGCAGUAGGUUGACAGUCAUCUAAUUUCUGAUAUUUUCAUAAUUUUAUUGCCGUAGAAAUUAUCUGCAAUUCUUAAACACAUUUGCAAACUGUGUGUGCAAUUUUCAAAAUUGCACACACAAUUUAUUAUCUGAGUUGGAAAAAAUGUGCAAUUCUGGCAUGUUGACUUGGGAGACCAUUUGUGUGGAGUUAAUAUGUAAUCCAUGAGCACAAAUGCAUCUGCACAGAUGUGAAGUUAGUAAUCACAGAAAUUAAUUUGUGUUUGCUUGGACUCUUUUAACGUACAGUGUGGAUAGUUGCAGAGUUGGCAGGACAAUACAAAACAGUGUGGUCUGCAAAAUAAGGAUAAUUAAGUUAGUUACAGGAGAGACAAUGUUGAUGAUAUAAAUCAGAAAAAAAAAAACUUGGCAUAGGAGUGAUCCUUGUGGAACACCUUUCAUUAAAAAUAAUUAAUAAUCAAUUUCACACAUGAAAACCUGCCAGAAAACACAAGCUAUGUUUGUCAACAGGGAACUUGUAAAGUUUGAUCAAACAUUUUAUGUUUAUUAUUACUUUGUGCUUGAUGGGGAACUUGAUUUAUAUUUUUAUAGUGUUGGGCAAACAAUCAAAUCACUGCAUUUUUUUUUAAACCUGAGAAAGACUUUAUUAAAAAAUAUUGGAAAUAAACUGAUUUGUUCAUAGUCUGUUAAUUAAUCCUGCUGUUAAUUAAUUUCCAUCCAUUAUUUCUCAGGUAGGAACUCUACAUCGUCUGAUGUUGAUUUAAUUAAAACGACUGCACAGGCCUGCCAGUGCAACCAGACAACAGUGCAUCUCAAAGAUUUACGGUUGUUGGAUAUAGCUUUAAGACCUCUUGCACCAGGAUGUGAACCAAACAUUAUGUAAGUCAGUUUAUAGUUUUUUGUUUGUUUGUUUGUUUGUCUGAACCAGAUUUUACUUGUAUGUAUUUGUUUAAAGCAGUGAUGUGAUUGUGCUAAAAGCAGCUAAAGUGAAGAAGAUACUUGACUAAUUUUUGUGGGAGCAUUAAAUGCAAUGACAUGUGACAUUCAUCUAUUUUUGUUCAUGUUUUCUUUUAUUUGCGUUGUUCUAGCAUGACAUUUCCCAACAUGGAGGUGUGUGUUGAUGGGAAUACUUCCUUUGCUGAACUUGGUCUACUUACAGUGUAAGUCCUGGAUCUGCAGCAAUAUUCAUUAUUAUUAGUUUAACCAGAAAGACAAUAGAAAUAUAGAAAUAUAGAAAAUCCGGCCCGUAUGUGAGCUGUUCAGUUGUAUGUUGGUCAGGUUGGGGCUUCUCUGAGGUGGCAGAUUUGGUUGGAAGAGCCGACUUUGACUGACUGAUAAUACCUGCAGCUUGACUGGUUUUCUCAAAGGCAUGUAUAAGGAUCUGAAGAAGUCCAGAAUCACAUUGUUUAUUGUUUUACAACAUCAGGGACAUGAAUGAGACCACUCCAGUCAGUCCUGAUGUGGCUGAAACAAAAGUUACCCCAGACCCCGGGUUGACUGAGACCAGACCUUCAGCUGCUCCAGUUUUCACAAGCACCCAUCAUUCAAAAGGCCCAGAUGGAGCGACAGGGGCAGCUGAACAUGGUGAGUAGAUGUCUACUUUAAAUCUUUCUGUCUUCACCUCUAAAAAUGAUUCCACUCUUCAUCAAGUUGCAAUACUUAAUUUUUUGAAUGCUGAUUAUUAAACCAACUCUAUGAGCAACUUGUCUUGUAUUCCUGUUGUUACUUUCCCACAUGGUCAUAGUCCGGUAACUAUUCCUCAACUUGUGUCCAUCAACUUUUUUCACAGCUAUCACACAGAGAAACUUUUCAUCCCCUGAAGUUGAGACCAUUGAGAAGACCAAAACUGUGAAGGAUUGUCUGUGCAACAACGGGAAAGGGCUGCAAAAAGAUGAGCAGUUGUUGGACAUAGCUCUCAGACCUCCUGCAGCAGAAUGUGAACCAAAGAUCAUGUAAGUCACUUUAUUUCAUAUCUGAUACAUUUUUAUAUGUUUCCUUUAUCAGCAAGAGUAUUUUGAAAGGCAAUGAUAUGAUAACACUGAAAAUAAGCCGUAUUAAUGGACUUUACUCUCAUGUUUUUCUUUAUCUGUAUUAUUGGGCCAGCAUGACGUUUCCCACCGUGGAGGCAUGUGUUGAUGUGGAAGAUUUCUUAGCUGCCGUUAGUCCUCCUCCUGCGUAAGUUCUGGGGUCGAGUUAAUAAAAUCAGUCACCCCUGAUUCUGCAAAAGUCAGCCUUUAUAUGAUCAGAUCAGAUUCUCCUUUUUAGAUUUCAGACAUUUUUCAGACAUAGAAUGAACUGCAACUUAACUGGCUGAAAAGAUUUUAAUUUCUUUUUUUUUUUUUAAAGCUCUGUCAAACAGGACCCAGCAGCACCAACAAGUCUAUUUGGUGAGUGCAUGUCCUCAUCAUAGCUUUUCUACCAUCACCUCUAAAAACUCUUUAAACAAACUAUAAAUUAAGAUCCUUCCUUUAUUUAGGUUUUAUUCCCACUUACGUGUGUCUCAGCUGUGGCCAUUUAGAUAUGAAAGUGUUGUGGAAGCCAAAGAAGUUUGGUUUCUGUUCUUUUCUUAUCGAAGAAGCUGAACUUUGUUAUUACUGAUAAUCGUUUACCUGAUGAUGAAAUCUAGGAGCUGAUAUUGAUCAAAUUCUCAUCUCAGCACAUAGUUAGUGUAAACCUCUUAAGAACUGUUUUAGAAAUUACCUUAAGCAUACAUAAAGUUCUUUUUAUAUUUAGUAAAUCAUCAUUUUAGUAACAAUGGGAUGGCAUUUAUUUGUUAUGCAAAAGACCAAGACUUAAUCAAAGUAUGUCUCUCUUUCACUCCACAUGCCUUUUUUCUAUGCUGUUGGUGAUGGAUUAACAACAGGUUGCUGCUCUAAGUACUCCACACAACAGAUAUACGCAUGGAAGAUUAAAAGAUACAGCUUACAGACCAGGGACUCUGGGUGCGACAUUGAUGCCUACAUGUAAGUACGAGUUGUAGUUUAUUAGACAGGACAUAUGCUACAGCAUAAUCUUCAGAUGUUCUUACAUUGCAUAACAUCCAGUGACACAAUUUCUAAUGAAGUUUAAGUUCACACAAGUUCAGUCAUAGAGAUUCUCUUUUCUCUACAGAUUUGAAACAUACGAUGGAAGACUGACAUGUGCUGAUCCAGAGGAUGAGUGGGUGAAAAGCGUGUUUUUGACCUACCUCGUUUUGAAUAAAUUUUUAAUCGAACACAAAGAAUGAAGAAGAAAAAGAAGCACACGCCUGACAAAAGAUGCAGUCUAAGCAGCCAUUUACACAAUAUGCUUUAAAAUUAAGAUUUUAAGUUGAUGUUUUUAUGCUGUAUGAAAUAUAUAAUCAUGCUUUCUUCAAUUUGAUGAAACUCUGGUUUAAUCUAUAUAAAUUAAUAUCAUGAACUGUCAAGAGCUGAUGUGGUUUAAAGAUUCAUGAAAACAGAGAGUUUGUCUCUGAAGCUACUGAGCUAUCUAACUCGGAAAUGUCUCACAGUGUUUCUCUGUCAUAUGUUGAAAAUAAAGAGAGUGAGCGUAUAACUUUUUUUGUGGGAGAGAAAGUCACACUUUCUGCAGCUCAAAGGAAAUGACGCAUUUCUCAUCACAGAAAAAACAUCUGCAAACACAGAGCAAACUAACUAUUUUGGGUUUCAUCAGAGAGGAGAUGUAUUCUGCAACACGCUCAUCAGAAGACAGCAGACAGAAACAUGCACUGGACAGCAAAGAUUGCCACAGUGCUCCUGAACAUUGUCUAGGUUUUACUCUUUUUGCAACCAGGUGACUGUCAUAACCGCAGAAGGAGGAAGAAAUCACACUGAUGCAUGCACAGCUGCCGUUUAAAAGACAUUUUCACCACACAGAGAGGAGGUGGACACUGGGUUCGUUUAAGGACAUAAACUAGGGAUAAUGAUGAAGACUAAGAGUUUGUUCUGUGAUUCAUGGAGUUUUUUCUAAAUAAUAGCAGAUGAAACCAACUUCUCAAUACACAGCCCACAUAUCAGUUUUAACAGAAUCAAUCAGUCAAACUUUAUUUAAAAAGCACUUUUCAUACACAGAAUGCAGUACGAAGUGCUGUCCAUUCAAAAAAUAAUAUAAAAUAAAUAAAAUAUAAAUAAAUAUUCAAAUUUAGAACCUGCUAACCCUCCAAACCCCUGUCAACACAUACAGCACUCACAUGCUCACACACACACACAGUAUAUCCUUUAAUUUACCACAGAUGACUGAGGAAAAGAGAUAAAAAAUGAGGAAAUACUGGACCUUAGACUAAAGUGAUAAAACCAUGAUCAACUACAAUAAUAAAUCGUUCAAAGUUAAUUCAAUAAAACAGUCUUAAAAUCAAACAAUAAAAGAAAGUUAUGAAAAAAAAGAGGUAAUAAAACACAAAAUAGUAACUCUAGGACUAAAAUAGGGUGAAAUCACAUAAUGCAGAUUAAGAGAAGUCCCACCUCUUGGCCAAUCAAAGUUGCGAUGGCAUCUGGGGAGGCCAAUCAGAUUUACAGCCACGCCACUGAGAGUAACACUCUUUCUCAGCUCCUUUUCUUUCUUUCUUUCUUUCUUUUUUUUUGAGUGUGUUUCUUUGAUAAUAAACAAUGAUCGUCUGACUGUGACACUCAUAUGUGCAGGUCUGGUUGAAAUGGAUCCGUUUUUUAAGAGGUGCACCAGUAUUUCUUCAUUUGAAGCAUUUUUAUCUCUUGAUGAUCAUUUUGUGGUUUUAAGAUAUGAAGCGCGUCACUUCUGCAGUCAUGGGCUCUUUUUCUAUGAAGAUAUAUAUGUAUUUCAAUCCUGCAGCGUUUUACUCUCUGCUCAGGAAGAUGCACAUGUAUCAGCAGCUGCUGAGUUUCCAGUUAAAAGUGACUCAAACCUGCAGAAAGAAAACAUGCAGCGGUUUGUGCAGAUCACUGUGGCUCUUCUGAACGUCAUAUGGAUCGUCCUCUUUUUGACAUUUGACCUUUCCCAUGGUAAGAGAAAAUUUAUUUACUGAGUUUUUUUUCACAUCACCUUGGUCCCGUGUUGAUAUAGGUGUUGUUUUGCAGUGCUUAUACAGAGGCGAAGUUUGAACGAGGAGGAGGCGAUUGAAGAGUUUUGCGUUCAACCUCCAGGAGUGAAGGUCUCCACUAAAGAGAGCAACAAGGCCAACACAGUUGAGGGUAAUUUUUUGUCUUUACCAUCUAAAGCUGAAUAAAAAUCUAUAUUUCAAAUUAUUGUGUUGUAUGUUCACAAGGAACAAAACUUUCCAACCUGAUGUCUUCAGCUGCAGGAGGCGGAGAUGAAACAAACGCCAUGUAAGUAGAUAUUCCCAUUUUUUGGGGUUAUAAAUAAAUAUUAGAGCCAUUUUUUUUACUCACUCUAAAGCUCACUGUGAGUAAUUUUGUGUUGAUGUCAGUUUUGGCACCCCCUGUGGCAAACAAUCUUUGCACAUCUUGUCCCAUUUAGGCCUAUUCUUAAAAAUUACUUUAUUUUCAAUUUUCCUGACUUUUCAUUGCCAAAUGCAUUAUUCAUUAUGAAUUUUUUAAAGCUCCCAUGAGUAACUUUUAGUUUAUUUGCUUUUGUAUAGCUUAAAAAUGCAUCAAUGUGAAUUUCAAUCUAUUUUGUAGAUGUCAAAAAACUCCCCACAGCAGCUUUAAUGUAAAAAGGUUGAAAAAAGGGCUGCCCCACCAACAGCUACCCCCUCAAACCAAUUUAAGGCAUGACAAAUUCAAAUAUUUUUCUCCCCCUGGUUGUGAUGUUGACAUGUAGUUAAUGUAAGACUGGUUUGUGCUCAAGUCCUCUUUUUUCUGUACAGCUCCAUUUUUAAAAGUUUUUAGGGGUUCAUGUUUUCAAUGAUUGACACUUGAUACAGCCUAUGGGGGUAUGAAGAUUACGUAGCUUACCUGGGGAUACGCUGUUUGAGUCGAGCCAACAAUGUUGGUUUCAGGAAGUGAAGAAAAGUAGCAGAAAUACUGAGAGCAAUUCGGCUUCAAAUCUGUAUAAUCAUGGAGAUGGGGUGACCUGGGGACCAUCACAGGAGGGGAGGAAUAAAUAAUGAAUGAAUGAAAUGUCCAUAGUUAAAUGAUGACUGCAACAGCACAUCUCGCACACACAGUAACAGAGGAGGCAGUAAGGUCAGCAGGUGGAUGGAAGUACUGACCAGAUACAGGGAUGUAAAUGAAACCUCCGAUGAAUGUGACGUUACGGAGGAAAAAUGAACGCCGCCCUCUUGCAAACUUACAUUGGUGAAUAGCAGUGUUCAUGGACUGACUCUAACGAGCAACUUUCAAAACACUAGUCUAGCAGGCAUGGAAUGACUGACGGCAGGGGUAGACAAUCACACACUAAAAGUGGCCCUGCUGCAGAGCCAUUCAAGGACCUUGUUCGCGGUUUAAACUGAGGGAAACAUUGCUGACAUUGCUUUCAGAUUGCUAAAAUUGCAGGGGACCAAAGCAGACUUUUGAAAAAGUAGGGGGGACAUGUCCCUCGUGCCCCCCCCCCACCCACCCACACACAAAUUACGUCAGUACGUAUAAUGAUAGAAGGCAGAACCAAGUUGUUGAUAGUAUUAACAGUCUAUGGAUCUGAUACUUGUAACUGGCUGCUCACCGCGAACCAAGACUAGGACUUUAUCAUGACUUAAAUUCUGACUGUAAUCUUCAAACAAAACAGCUUCAUGUUUCUAAUAGUCAUAUCUCUCUUUGCUAUUAAUUCAAUCUCUUAAAAUUAGGUAGUAUUUUUACUAUUAUUUAUUAUCAUUUUCACAACAAAGCCACAGAAUGCAAUUAUAAUCUGAAUCAACUGUGACUGUUUCUCUUGUUAAAUUAUGGCCAAAUUUUCAUCACUUUACAACUUCUUUCUGAUAAUAUUACCACUUUAAUUUCCUUACAUAAAAACUUUACAGAGACUUGCGUUACAUGUUGAAUUAUGAUGUCAUUAUGUUUUAAAUACAUCAUUUAAUUAUGACUUUAUUCUUGUAUCAUAACCACUUAAUUUUCAACAAAAGUGACUUUUUCUGUGAAACUUUUAUCUAGAAGUAUUCUCAUUGUAUUAUGAUUUACUAUAAUUCAGUUAAAUUAAUAAAGUAAAUUAAAUAAAGUAAAUUUUUAAUUUACUUUUUUUUUUCACAAAAUUACAUAACUCUUUUAGCAUUAUGACCUAACUGCAAAUUCAUUUCUUCAAUUAUAACCAUAAUAAUUUCAAUUAUAAUAACUUUAUUUCUCUCAGAUUAUGACUUUAUUGAUGUGAAACAGGUUUUCUGUCACGGUCUGACCCUCUGAAAUCCUCUAUCCUGUUCAUCAAUGUUAGAGACGAUAAGGAAACAGCCAGAUCUCCUCCUGUACCGGACCUGACUACUACAGAGACUACUUCUGCUAAAAGUUCAGAGGCUCCGAGAAAUUUUAAAACAUGGAUCCAUCCGAGGUCACCUUUUGAUAUGAGUGAGUUUGCAUCAUCAUCCUGUAUGUUUUCAGCUUUAACUGUGAAUAAGUGUCUCAUUGUGUGUCAUCAGAGCAGGUCCAGCAGAGUUUUAAGCAGAGUUGGAAGCUAAAUAAGUUACAGCCAACUUCCUUGUAUGCAAAAUCCAUCCACAAUAAAAACCAUCAAUUACUCAGUUUGGUUCAGUGCAUGCAACCACAAUUAUUCUGCAGACUGCUGACCAAACCAUCACCCAGAAGACCUUCACUGACCCCUUUAAGAAAGAGGGUUAGCCCCAGAGGGUCAUUGGUGUCCACAGAGUCAAUUCUAAAGGUCCAAAGCCAGCAAGAAGUUUCCCUAGUCUGUGAUGAUUUGGGGUGCCAUGUCAUCUGCUGCUGCUGGUCUACUGUGUUUUACCAAAUCCAGAGUCAAAGCAGCCUGAACUGUACCAGGACAAUUCCAUCUGUUGAGAAGCUUAACAGAGAUUUACAUUUCCUUUUCCAGGAGAACCUCCGGCACUAGACCUGAUUUCAUCAAAAACCUCUUCUCCUGAAAGUCCAGAGGCCUUUCCUCCUGAAGAGACCCACAAAUCUGACAAAGAAAAAGACGCUCUGAACCUGAGUCCUGCUUCUUAUGUUGGUAAGUUGAACUCUUCUCCAGGACUGGAGUGUGUUUUAUUUCAAUCAGGCCAAAUAACUGUCUUUAUUUGUGUAUUUGUGUAUUUAUCAGGAUUCUUACAGCCUCCCCUCAAUAAAUAAACUUUUAUCUCCCUGAAAGUGCCGCUGCUGCUGCCGCCACACUGCUGCAAAAGGAGCUACUCUCUGAUUCCUGCUCACUUUAGAAAGUUGAUCAAAAGACGCGAAUAUCAAGGUCCACCUGAGUGUCCAGUUAAAGCUGUUGUGUGAGUGCAAAGCUAAACUCUAAGGUUGGAAAAACCUAGUUUAACAAGUUUGAUGGUUUGCAAAUAAUUCAAAGGCUGUAUUGAAUCAAAAAUAGAGAAACCAAACAUUUAACUGUUGUAUGAAAACUGAGUUAUUGUGUUUUUUUUUCCUCUCUACAGAAUGUUCACAAGCUCAGGGGAAAGAUUUUGUGCCAGUUUCGAUGCUCUGUGGACUGACAAGGAUGAGGAGACGGCUACGUUUUACCCCACUGUCAUCCCACAAAGCACCGAGGUUUAUGAAAUACUCAUUAAGAACUUUUCCUCAUAUGUUGUUCAAAGCUUAUCAACUGUUUUUAUCUUUUCUGCUUUUAGGAUGAAUUUUACGACUACAACGAGGAGGAUUUUUCGUGA
This is a messenger RNA of Xyrichtys novacula (pearly razorfish), 16123 nucleotides long. Lineage: Eukaryota; Metazoa; Chordata; Actinopteri; Labriformes; Labridae. The record is from the annotation of a GenBank genome assembly.